Molecule: messenger RNA, 3712 nt
Organism: Oncorhynchus masou masou (cherry salmon)
Lineage: Eukaryota; Metazoa; Chordata; Actinopteri; Salmoniformes; Salmonidae
Product: carbohydrate sulfotransferase 11-like
Exons: 3
Coding region: 175-1200 (341 amino acids)
Biological process (GO): carbohydrate biosynthetic process; proteoglycan biosynthetic process
Cellular component (GO): membrane
Molecular function (GO): sulfotransferase activity
Source: RefSeq, a predicted model, not a curated record
AUGAAUCGCACAAGUAACAACCAGCAAUUUGACUUGAAGAAAAGACGGUUCUAUCUGUACCCGAGCAAUGUACUCGAAUCUCCAAAUCCCUAACCUUACUUGAGCGUUUAACGGUCCUUUUUCGCAUGAACCACAGAAGGACUUGGUCGGCUUUGUCGUUCCUAAAGAUUCAGGAUGAGAAAACCCAAAGUUAAUCGGAUGGUUCUUGCAAUGUGCUUGUGGUGUUUUAUAAUGGUUAUAUUCUAUUUUCACAGCAACCCGAAACCAGCCUCAGCGCAGGGCAGUGGGAGGAGCAGCGGCCAGGGAAAGUCAGGGAGAAGUCCACUCCAGAUGCUCUAUGACAUUGACCAGCUGGAGCAGUCGGCAGUGCAGGUGACCCACCAGGGUCGGCGGGAGCUGCUGGAAGACGCCUGCCGCUCGUACACGCGCAAGCGCCGCGUCCUCAUCCCCGAGGACCUCAAGCACAUCAUUGUGGACGACCAGCAUGGCCUGCUCUACUGCUACGUGCCCAAGGUGGCCUGCACCAACUGGAAACGAGUUCUCAUGGUCCUGACAGGCGCCGCUGGCCCCCACCGCGACCCCCUCGCCAUUCCCGCCAAUGAGGCCCACGUGCCGGGCAACCUACGCACCCUCUCUGAGUACUCCACCUCCCAGAUCAACCAGCGACUGCGCUCCUACCUGAAGUUUGUGUUUGUGCGCGAGCCUUUUGAGCGGCUCGUCUCGGCCUACCGCAACAAGUUCACACGGAGCUACAACACAGCUUUCCACAAGCGCUAUGGCACCAAGAUCAUCCGCCAGCAUCGGCCUGACCCGCAGGCCGAGGCGCUGGAGCGGGGCGACGACGUCUCCUUUGAGGAAUUUGUGUACUACCUGGUGGAUCCAGCCACGCAGCGUGAGGAGCCCUUCAACGAGCACUGGGAGCGGGUGCACACGCUGUGCCACCCCUGCCUCAUCCACUAUGAUGUGGUGGGCAAGUAUGAGACGCUGGAGCAGGACUCUCGCUACGUGCUGCAGCUGGCCGGGGUGAAGGGCCAGGUGACCUUCCCCACCUCAGCCAAGAGCACCAGGACUACGGGAGACAUGGCCGCCCAGUUCUUCCACAGCAUCAGCCCCUUCUACCAGAAGAAGCUGUACAACCUAUACCACAUGGACUUCCUGCUGUUCAACUACUCCACGCCGGAGUACCUGAAGUUUCGAUGAAGUAACUUUUCUUAGGAGUAGGCUUUGUUUGAACCGUCUGUCAUAAGGAUGAGGUAAUGCAGUUGUAAGCAUGAAGUCGUGCCCAGUCCCCACGAGCUUAUUGAUUGUGUCGUGGCAGCUUGAAGUAGUCAAAUAUCAGACGGCUGAUAUCAGCUGUUUGUAUGACUUUUAGCAGCUGUUGCUUUAUAAACAGCAUUUGUAUAACCUAUGACAGAGGGCUCAGGAUAAUUGUGACAGACAAUUUUAACAUGGAUCCCGGGACUCUCCAAAGCACAAUAACACUUGUUACUGAGAGACCUAACCUGGUGAACUCUAAGCAACUAACUAAAGAUAUCUUUCAUAUCAAAGUUAAGAGUGGCUUUAAGAUGAGAUGUCCUCACAACCGGCAAUGGACACUUUCUCAAGAUGGAGAAGUUGACUAAACUAGGCAAAUUAUGUUGUACUGGAACAAUGAGCCACUGGAGAUUGAACUGCUGCCUUUGUAUGUGUAAAAUGCACCUACAGUAUCGUGCACAUUAUCUCAAAAUGACCAAACUCUAUGACACCACCAACAAACCUUGUUUUUUUCUUUCAAAGUUUCUAUCGUCACCAACAAUGUUCCAUUCUACAGUCAGACUAAGAGGAACACAAGCUGUCUGAAAGUAAUAUUUAUCUCACAGGGGUGCUGAAAGUCUUCAUAUUAGUGCCUUUGAGUGUCGGCCUUGUGACUCAAAAGUGUAUGACAUCCUCUGGGAAUGUGACUGACGUCAGCGUCUUCUUUGUACUGUAGAGAGUGUCUCUGGUGUGUACAGAGCAUGGCAUUGACUAUCAUUGUGAUAUACUGAGGUUAGAUCACACGGAGACAUUUGGAAUAUCUACCAUAACUUCAGACAUAUUCAAAUGAACACAUAAACACUGCUAUUUUUGUGUGUCCCUCUCUGGAAUGCUGGUGGACCGGUCAACAUCAAGGAUAAGAAUCCAGCUGUGCAAUAUGUGGAAUUUACUGUGUGAAUGUUUGAAAUAUUGAGGUAAAAUCAAGCUGUUUUGUAGUUGUUUUGAAAGAAUGUAUGGAAAGCCGAUUUGUGUCCAAUGUUCUGAAAGAUGAGCUGUCACGAUAGUCAUUAUUAUUACCAGUCUUCAUGUCUACACUCUUAACAUUGUGCUAGCAUCAACAGUGACUCCCCUGGAGGCUUGGAGCCCUGUCUGAAAAAGUAUACCUAAAGGCCCGCCCCGACUGUACGAUUUUAGCCAUCUUAUGCCAUGAAUUUGCCGUCCCAGACAAAAUGUCCACGUCGUAGGCAAAUUCUUAGGUCGUAGAUGAUUGUCGGAGGUCUUGGCUCGUUCAGUAUGACAAGGCCUAGGUCUGCCAAUUAAGUACCACUACGUGCGGUUGUAGGCUUUGUCAAGUUCUGUCAGUGUCCAAUUUUUGUUAUGCCUUCAUCGUAUAGUGUGGCUGGUGUUACGAGCCGAUCUCGGUGACUGACCAAUAGGAACACGGCCAAUGACGCCAUGCUGGCGUGCCCAUACUGCCCUCGUUCCCAGCCAUAAACGGGUCCAUACCCUUUUUUCUUUUCUUUUCUUGGGUUUCUCGAGACAAAAUACAGCCAACAUCACAGCAACAGCUUGUUGUUGUUCUUUAGACACCAUGCUUGACACGCCCAGUUGAUGUAGCCUACAUCGCAGUUGACGUAGCCUCGCAAGGCAGUCACAAAAUGUGAUGACAGUACUGAAGCAAAUCUAUAAUCUGGCCAGGUUGGUAUCAAUAUUUUAAUUUGGUCACAUCGCACAGUGUGACAUGUAAUAAUCGUAAAAGACUGAAUCCAAAGUACGGUGUGGGAAGGCCUUAAGACAAGGGAUAGUACAUAGAAAUUACAUUUGUUGGCAGUGGGUAGUUUAACAAACCCAAGGUGUGGACUCCUUGUCUAUAAACUGCUUUCAAGGUAAAGAAACAUAUAUAUAAAUAUGUAAUAAAUAUGUCAUUUUAAAGGCGAUAUAUGUAAUAUUUUUGCAUUGUAAUUUCAGAAAAUGGCCUUUAUAUACUGUAUCUACAACAGUAAUAGUGGAAUGAUAGUGUUUCACAAUAUUUUUUUCCACCAAAUGUUUUAUUCGGCCCACAUAAAAUUGCAUUCUAAUGGUGCAGCCCUCUUAUUGGUCAACAAAAGACAGACUGGCUUUUGUUGUCAAAUUGACUGGGUUCAGCAAAUCUCUUGUCAGUCCAACAACAGCCCCAGUCAAUUUGAUAGCAAUAGACUUUAAGUUGUUGAAUUGUUUCAUGUCCAUUGAACAAAAAUAUCAACGCAACUUGUAAAGUGUUGGUCCCAUGUUUCAUGAGCUGAAAUAAAAGAUCCCAGAAGUUUUAGAAACACAAAAAUAUUAUUUCUCUCAAAUUUUGUGCACACACAUUUGUUUACAUCCCUGUAAGUGAGCAUUUCUUCUUUGCCAAGAUAAGCCAUCCAUCUGACAGGUGUGGCAUAUCAAGAAGCUGAUUAAAUAGCAUGAUCAUUACACAGCUGCACCUUGUGAUGGGGACAAU